Messenger RNA from Monascus purpureus, 729 nucleotides. The record is from the annotation of a GenBank genome assembly. Lineage: Eukaryota; Fungi; Ascomycota; Eurotiomycetes; Eurotiales; Aspergillaceae.
AUGAUCGGAGUCGAGUCUCGCUGUCAGCUUCUGGUUAAACUGGGCGAUUCAUUGGUGAAGUUACCUGAGAUAUUCGGCGCUGAUGGCCGUCCUGGGAAUCUCGUCGAUUACCUCCUCUCAAAAGCAAGCGGCUCAAAAUCCCUGGAUUACUCUCUCCUCUGGAGUGUCCUCCAAAAUGCCCUCCUCCCAAUAUGGCCAUCAGAUCGUACCCAAAUCAACGGCAUCCCUGUCGGCGAUGCCUGGCCUUUACAGGUCCUAGCAGACCACGCCAAGAAGAAUGGAGAUACGUUCCCCACGGCAUCGAUCCAGCCCUUCCACAAACUCACCCAGUGGCUCGCCUAUUCGCUAAUGGUCCCGUUUGAACGCAUACUAGGCGUAACCUGGCAGAACGCGCACUUGGGUACCGGACUCCCAGAGUACCGUAACGGAGGGCUUUUCGUUGACACGGGAGUCCUGAAACUUAAGCCGGAGCUGGACAUCCCGGCUCCCGGGGAAACCUUGCCGAAAUUCGGCUCUACGGACGAUGUGAUUGUUGAGUGGAGAGCGAUGACUGUUGCGCUUUUGGAUGAGUUGCAUAAGGUUAUUCUGGAGAGGAUGGGGAUCCAGUUGAGUCUGGCGCAGGUGCUGGAGUCUGGGUCGUGGAAGGCCGGGCGGGAGCUGGCUGCUGAGAGACGGCCGAAGACACGAUCUAGUCCGAUUCUGCUUGCUGGAGAUGGGACGUUGUUCUAG